Messenger RNA from Periconia digitata, 1980 nucleotides. The record is from the annotation of a GenBank genome assembly. Lineage: Eukaryota; Fungi; Ascomycota; Dothideomycetes; Pleosporales; Periconiaceae.
GACUCACAUCGCCGCACCUACCGACGCGAUAUGGCUAUGACGACGCCCACCGAAUCUCCAGCCGCUAAUACAAGUACCUUCGCGGGGCCCGGCAGCGUCGCACAGCACGAUAGCAGCGACCACCACACUCGCCACCCGAACCCGUCCACCAACGACCAUCCCGACUUUCACCAACACUCGCACGCGCAAUCUUCCACCUCGCAGAAUCGCAUGUCCACGGGCAGCCGUGUCCUGGGUGUGACUGGCCCCGCCGGCGAAUCCGGGCUUCCCCCGUCUCGUCCUUCUUCCAUCGCGACAUCGGGCCAUGGCCGGGCAAAUUCGCAGGCUGCACAUCCAAGUCGGGGACUGGGGCGCGUGGGCAGCACAGGAGGGAGCGUGACAGGAAGUUUGUCGCAGAGCCGUCCGACAACGAGCGCCAGCAGAACUCAUGUUCCCUUGGCAGCCCACGGUUUCUUCCGCCCCAUGAGCAGUCAAAGGUUGCAGCAACAGCGAAACCAGCGUCCCACGUCGCUGCUGGGCCACACGGCGCUCUACGUGGAAAGCAGCAAUGAGUCCGGAGGAAACCACUACAGACACAGCAUCGGCUCCAACAACACUAUAAAAGAAGCCCCGCUCGGUCUACAUCGCACCCAAGACGAACCACCCCCUCCUUCUCGCGGAACAGACUUUAGCGAUCGCGACCUGCCCGACCGAAACACUGCCAACUCAACUCCCACAGGGGCUGAGACAGUGCGAAGCCAAGGCGAAAGCAUCACUCCUCUGCAACGACCCCCCAAACCACAACACCUAGACCUCUCCAAAAAUUACAAAACCGAUUCUGGCAAGGUGGCAACCCCCAGCAAGUCGCCUCGCUCUUUCACCUCUAAUUUCCUCUUACCCAGCCGCGAAGGCCGGCUUUCCCUCAGACCACAGGAAGGUCAUGAAAAACUGACCUCGGCCGAAUCGUCCCCGAGGAUGGCGCGCAAGGAAACUCCCAAGGAAGUGGUCAAGCGCGAACUGGGUAAAAACUACCAGUAUUUUGCUGGGAACACUGCCUUUUGUUGGGGUGGACGUUUGCAAAAUACUCGCGAUCGGCCUGUCAACAUCGCUACAGCGCUUCUCAUCGUAGCCCCUACCGCCCUCUUCUUGGGCUUCUCCGCGCCAUGGUUAUGGCUUAAUGUUUCUCCUGCGAUACCCAUUACCUUUGCGUACUUGUUCUUGAUUUGUAUUUCUUCUUUUAUCCAUGCCACUGCUUCCGACCCGGGCAUUUUACCGCGCAACUUACAUCCUUUUGCCCCACCUAAUCCUAAUGACGACCCACUCAGCGUCGGACCCCCUACUACUGAGUGGACCAUGGUUGUCUCUGCAGCCGGAGGCAACGCUGCGAUGGAAGUCCCCACCAAGUUCUGCAAGAGCUGCAACAUCUGGAGGCCACCCCGAGCUCAUCACUGCCGUGUCUGUGACAAUUGUAUUGAGACUCAGGACCACCACUGCGUGUGGCUCAACAAUUGCAUUGGCCGACGAAACUACCGAUAUUUCUUCACUUUUGUGAUGUCUGCCACCAUUCUCGGUGUCUAUCUCCUUGCUGCCAGCUUGACCCAUAUUCUUCUAUGGCGUGCACGAAACCGUGCCACAUUUGGUGAUGCAAUCUCAGAGUGGCGCGUGCCGUUUGCCAUGUGCAUAUAUGCGGUGCUUGGGGCUCCCUAUCCGCUCAGUCUGGGGUUAUAUCACCUCUUCUUGAUGGCUCGUGGGGAAACCACUCGCGAGUACUUGAAUUCGCACAAGUUCCUCAAAAAAGACAGGCACAGACCUUUCACCCAGGAAUCGAUGUUGAAGAACUGGAUUGCGGUGCUGAUACGACCACGACCUCCUACAUAUCUGCAGUUCAAAAGUCAGUAUGAGGAUGGUGACCAGAGGUUCGGCAAGGGCGUUGAGAUGCAAGCAAUCCGCACCGAGGGCUCCGUCAGCGAAUCCCGUCAACGCAGGUCCCAAGCGGGAUAG